UCUUGCAGCUCUCCAGCAAUGGAUUUUUGGGAGAAGGCGCGAAGCUUCGCAGAAGAAGCGGCGAAGAAAUCACAAGAAAUCACAAAAGAAGCCGCGAAGAAAUCACAGGAACUCACCAUAGGAGCAUCCAAGAUAUCAGAUAUUGUCUCAGAGACCGCCAAGAGAUCGAAGGAGAUCGCUGCAGAGGCAACUAAGAAAGCCGACCAGAUUAAGAUAGAGGCAUUGAAACGGGCGGACCAGAUCAAGUCCCUCGCCGAAGGGAUCUCUCCUCAGAUUCCUGUCUCUGCGAUCUCACUCAUCGAUUCUUCUUCCGCUGACCCUUCCCCAUCGGAUUUCGAGAAAUUUGGCGUCACCGAUGAACUUAGGGAGUUCGUCAAAGGAAUUACACUCGGCACAUUUAGGGAUUUUCCUAUGGAAGAUGAGCCGGAAAUCACUGAUGUCCUCACGGUUUCGAAUGUCAGACAGGAUCUUACAGAGUGGCAAGCAAGGCAUGCCACUCUAGUUCUUUCUACAGUCAAGGAAAUUUCAAAGCUAAGAUAUGAAUUAUGCCCACGAGUCAUGAAAGAAAGGAAAUUCUGGAAGAUAUAUUUUAUACUAGUGAACAGCCAUGUGGCUCCAUAUGAGAAACGGUACAUGGAGGAGGUUAAGCUGGAAGCCUCAGAGCAGGCAAUAGAUGAUAAAGCAAAAGACACUCCACCAGUUGGAACAACUUCUAAACCGGACAAAACAGAAACACACCGGCCUAAUAAGGCUUCAUCAUCCACUGAGCAGGAUUUGGAUGUGUUUCUCCUGGGAGAUCUUGGAAGCAGUGAUGAGGGUCCAGAUGAUGGAGAUGGGACCUUUGAUGAUGACUUUGAUAAGAUUAUUGACAACUCGGAUGAUGAAGAUGAGAAGAAGCAGUCAAAGAAGCCAUCUACAACAGAAUGAAAUACUCUUUCUGUAAAAAGAAGGAAGAGGCACUCGUCGAAUAAUUAGAGAAGAUGACACCAAUACUGGGUGAAACGGGCAGAUUUUGUUUUGGGUGUCAUUCGGGGAUGCAUUUUGUGUCUUCAUUGUGACUUCCGAGGUUCCCAGAGAGCCACACACGGAAGAGGGUCUAGAACCUUGGGUUCUUUGUAAAAUUGACCUGAUUCCCUUAUUAAAUUCUUACUCAAGCCUGUGUUUUCCUGUAGUAUGAACUUCUUUUUGUUGAUUCAAAGACACGGUAUGUAUUUAUUACACGCUCAACGUUUAGUAAUCUGUGCUGAUAGAUUCAAACACUCAUAA
Molecule: messenger RNA, 1266 nt
Organism: Telopea speciosissima
Lineage: Eukaryota; Viridiplantae; Streptophyta; Magnoliopsida; Proteales; Proteaceae
Exons: 7
Coding region: 19-927 (302 amino acids)
Source: RefSeq, a predicted model, not a curated record